AUGAUUUCACUAUGUGCAGGGAGUGAGGCGCUUACUGUAAUUAUCUUUUUUGAAAGGGAAAGAAGGCGCUCAUUGCAAUUGUCUUUACCCUGGGCGAUAGAUCUACGAUUUUAUCUUUUUUUUGCCAGAACUUCGUUAGUUGCGAUUGAUUGUUUGCUUAUCAUCGGAGUUUGCUCAUCAUCGGGGUUUGUUUAUCAUCGGGGUUUGCUUAUCAUCGGGGUUUGCUCAUCAUCGGGGUUUGCUUAUCAUCGGGGUUUGCUCAUCAUCGGGGUUUGCUUAUCAUCGGGGUUUGCUUAUCAUCGGGGUUUGCUCAUCAUCGGGGUUUGCUUAUCAUCGGGGUUUGCUCAUCAUCGGGGUUUGCUCAUCAUCGGGUUUGCUUAUCAUCGUGGUUUGCAUAUCAUCGGGGUUUGCAUAUCAUCGGGGUUUGCUCAUCAUCGGGGUUUGCAUAUCAUCGGGGUUUGCUCAUCAUCGGGGUUUGCUCAUCAUCGGGGCUUGCUUAUCAUUGGGGUUUUGUUUAUCAUCGGGGUGUUUUGGUUUUUAUUGGUUGAAAAUUGA
Brugia malayi is the source of this 555-nucleotide messenger RNA. RefSeq lists its product as uncharacterized. The transcript is spliced from 2 exons. Lineage: Eukaryota; Metazoa; Nematoda; Chromadorea; Rhabditida; Onchocercidae. The record is from RefSeq and is a predicted model, not a curated record. Bases 1 to 555 code for a protein of 184 amino acids.